Acanthamoeba castellanii str. Neff is the source of this 1803-nucleotide messenger RNA. RefSeq lists its product as uncharacterized. The transcript has 11 exons. Bases 1 to 1803 code for a protein of 600 amino acids. The record is from RefSeq and is a predicted model, not a curated record. NCBI's taxonomy places the organism in Eukaryota, Discosea, Longamoebia, Acanthamoebidae.
AUGGCCUCGGGCGUGUUCGGCGUGGUCACCGCUCUCCUGCUGGUUCUGGGUCUUGCCGACGGCGAGGUGGUCGACGUUGCGCCGGGCAUCUAUGACCAAGAGGUCCCCACCGAACUAAACCACACCAUCACGCUACGGCUGGGGUCCACGGCCGCGGACACGGUGACGGUGGUGCACGCGGGCGUGUGGCUGACCGUCGCCAACUCCUCAACAGUCGCCCUGCAGUGGGGCAAGCUCGUGCUCCAGGGUGCUACGAUUGUGGUGGACGCGGAUGGUGUGCUCAACCAGUUCUCGGACAUGGUCUUCGACAGCGCGCAAGGCCCAAGCGACGCUGCCUGGAGGCAGCGUGGUAAUGUGCUGAUCAGCAACACCACCGUGACAGACACACUGGUGGACUUGGUGGGCGGCGUUUGGCAGCAAUACGGCAACGCCACGCUGGUUUCGACGCACGGGGUCUCGGCUGUGGACAUGUCGGCCGGAGGCCUGUGGAUCCACAUGCUCGACGGGCCUCGCAGGCCCCAUUCCUACCUCACCGUGUCUGGCAGCGCGAGCAGCGGAGUGUACUUGGGCGCUGACGGCUCGUGGGGUCAGUACGGCCUGCUGACCGUUCAGGCCAACAAUCACAGCACCGGAAUACGGUUUGUCGGGGACACCUCCAAACUGUCCCAACAGACAAACAUCAGCAUUACGGCCGGCACCAACGCUACUGGCGUCAUGUGCGCCUCGUCGGGGUCGUGUUGCGCGCAGGUGGGCUCCCCUACGCUUGUCAAGAUCUCCUCCGCCCAGAGCACAGCAGGCCGAGAGAACGACUGCGCGAUAUCGUCGUCCCCGUCGCCCGUGGCAUCGGUGGCGCCUCUGGCUGGCAACACGACGGCCUCGUUCGACGACAGCUCGUCGGCAGUCGCCAUCUCCAGCUCCUCCGCCGGCGCCUCCUCUUCUGUGGUGGGCGUGCAGCUGAGUCUGAGCGGCCUCCAGCUGGGCUUCACCGACCUUCACGGACUGAACGUGACCCGCACCAUCACCAACUCGACCGACCCCAACAACAGCAACGCCACGACCUCCACCUUUGCCUACACGGCCCGCAUCGACGCCGAGACGAGCCUCGUGCAGUCGUACACCUACUAUGCAAGCGCCCGCGCGGUGUCGUUCGCGGGCGUGGACUUCACCGUGCGCGCGGGCAGCGUCAAGUGGUCGUUCAGCCUCACCACCGCCUCGUCGCCCAGCGCAACCGCGAGCGUGGCCGACGCCCAGCGCAACGGCUUCUCGCUCCGCUAUCGCCUCUCCGACCUCGCCUCGUCAUCAUCGUCGUCGGGCGGCCCGAGCCGCAUCACCCGGCGGCGCAACACACCGCACGAGGGCAUGACCACCUUCUUCGUCACUCUCUCGGACAACGAUGUGGUGGCCCAGGUGGAGGUGCUCAACGCGGCGGUCAUCGACGGCGUUGUGACGACGCUCGGCCGCAUCGAGCUCGUGUUCGACAACCUCACCGCCGCCGGCAAUCAAUCGGGCGGUGGCUACUUCCUGGAGCUGGGCUUCCCGCCGUUCGAAAAGUCGGUGGCGUACGACCCGAGCCUGGGCCUGGGCUUGCUGCUGGGCCGCUCGUCGGACGGGUCGCCGUCGUCGUCGACGGACGUGGGCCUGAUCGUGGGCGUGGCGGUGGCCAUCCCGGUGGCCGUCGUCGUGGUGCUCGCCGCCAUUGCCGCCGGCGUCGUGUUGGCCUGGUGGCGCCGGAGGUGGGCCGGCAGCUCGGCCAACAACGACGCCGUCAACUGGACGCUGGACGAAGGCGGAGACCAGCUCUGA